UAAUAUAUGUUAGGUGUAUGAAGUAAAUAAAGUGCUCUAAAAUUUAAAAUUGAUAUUUUUACGUUAAAAAAAGAAAUGAAAUUCAUAUACACUAACUAAAGUGAUUAAAGAUUUUUAAAAAAUAACUUUCUUGUGAUCAUGGACCUUAAGAAGAAUGAUGGCAAAACAUCUUUGAAUGAUAAUGGCAGAGAUCAAACUUUGAAUUCAAUAGGUAUUCCAAAAUAUAAAAAACCUAAUGCAUUGCGUAAUAAAUAUGGUAAUACAAAUAAAUCAAUUGAUUUAAUAGAAAAAUUGCCAAAUAAAAUUAUUGAAACAAAAUUGAAUGAUGUCGUCCAAGAAGUAAAGAUUAUUGAUUCUACAUGUGAUUUUAAUAAAUGUAAAACAAAAACAAAUUUGAUGGGACAAGAUUGUUUAUUAUGCAAACAAAGAUAUUGUUUUAAACAUAACUUGCCAGAAGUACAUGGAUGUGGAUCAGCUGUAAAACGUGAUGAAAGGGAGAAAUUUUUACAUCCAAAACCAUUAAAAACUAUAAGACAAGAACAGGAAUUAAAAGAUGCUAAAAAACGAUUAAAUUCUAAAUUAAAAGAUAUGAGUAUAACAAGAUUACCAAAAAAAUAAAAUUAAAAGUAAAAAUAAAGAAUUGUUUUUUUUAUUAACUCAUAACUUAUUGAAAAACUUCAGUAAAGCCAGAAGUAAAGGUGAUUUACCCAAACCGAUACAUGAUAUGUACGGAGCAUACUAAAUUUGUCAUGAAGUAAUGAAGAAGGAAACAUUUGCGACCCCAUAAGAUAUAACAGUAUAUUCUUAUUCAGAACGAGUCAUUUGCAAAUGUAUAGAGCUAGAGACUUGAAUUUUAUAACAAAUGUUGCAUUUUUAGUGCAUACAGAUUGGUAUUAAUAGUACUUCACGCAAAAGAUUCCGUAGGAGAGGAAAUAAAACAGUUUUUUUUUAAUACACAAAUAUAACAAAUAUCUCUUUUUUUAUUUCGUAAUAUUAUGUAAUUAUUAACAAAUUUGUUUGAUCUUUUUAUUUACUUUUUCCAUUUUAUGUACAUAUAUAUAAAUACAGCUACAUUAAUGUGAAAGAAAAAUGAAUAUAUUAUAUACAUAAUAUACUUAUAAAUUAUAUAUGUAUGUAUGCAUAUAAGUAAAACAAUUUAUUCGUACAUUAUAACAAAAAUUUUCAUAAAAAAUGUUACAUGCAUUUAUAAUAUUUUUUAUUUAAAUUUUAUUUGCAAAUAAAUAAACAUGUAUAGUUUGAAACCCUAUUUCAAAAAAAAAAAAACAAGGAAAAUAUUGUUACAAGAUGCAAACAUGAUAUAUACAUAUAUACCCAUACUGUUGGUUGCAUUAGUUGAGGCUUCAGUACAGUAUUUUAUUCCGAAAAUUACAAAAUUUUUUUAAGAGCAACCCAUAACAUAUCAUGUGAUGCGACUAACAGAUUAUAGGCGAUGUAUUGGUACAUGUAUUAAAUAUGUAAUACUAAGAAAUUAUAGAUAAGAUUUAUGAUAAUUCAUUUUCAAUUAAUUAAAUUUUGCGAAUACCAUUUGUUUACAAAAAUAAUACAAAAAUGUUUUAAAUAUAAAAACGAAAAUUUUAUGCUACCUUAUUCCCGAAAUAUAAUAUGUACAAUUUUAUUAAAAAAUUUUUUGAAGUUGCACAAUAAACUAAAGAACAAGACUUGAAAAAGUUUUAAUCAUUUAAUCUUGAAAUAAAGUUAUACUCAUACAUAUCUAAUGUUUUAAAAUAAAUAUUUUUUUACAGUUUGGCAUAAUGUACCCUAAUAUUUUAAAUAGUUUUUGCGAGAUAAAUAUCAGCUUACAAGAUCUUUUGCUUUCUCAUUUUUUUCUUCGAUUAAGAAUACCAUAUGAAAAAGGUUUAUGAAUACCUCUGUAUGUGGUAGAGACAUCUGAAACAUUGAAAAUGGAAAAAGUUUCAGAUGAAUUUAAGAAGAAAAAUAUCUUGACUUGCUCAAAACACGUCAACAUCUACAAGGACCCUCUAUUCUCCAAACUCCGUCAUCUACAGACUGGACUGAUCAAACCUUUUUGAUCUUCUUUCUAAGACAACUGUUUAUUCUGCUGAUGAAACUCAGACUAUCAUAGCUGCUCGACUUUUUAUUAAGAUCUAUUGUGGAGAUUCCACUGAUAUAAACCAUUUUUUUUAUGAUCAUCAUGUCAAUACUCGUCAAUAGUCAAACAGGCCGGGUUGAUUUAAUGAAACAAAAAGAUGCUAAACCACCUGCUGAACCUGUUUUUAUCUAUAAAUGAUUCCUCUGCUGAUUUCACCCCAAUCUUUACUCUAGUUGCCUCUAAAGUGAUUCUAAAAUAGAAUAUGCAGAUUUAAAAUAUAAUCUAAUCGUCCAAACUGCUUGGACUCAAGCAGAAUAUUCUUGCAGGAAAAAACAAAACUUUCCAGAAGGACCUAAUAGGACUCUUAGGCUUCCUGAUUUUCAAUCUAGUUCGCUUAGUCUCAAAACCUUCCUUGAAUGUUUAGUAAGAUAUUCGGUCUUUUUUCAACGCAACGUUUUGGAAGCCUAAAAACAUCUCUGCAAUUCCAUCUGGACGAUAUAUCUACAACUUAAUGGGAAACCUAUUAGCAGAUUGAAGUGAAUAUAAGCAAGCCACAUUGGUCCCAUUCAUCAAUAAUAUAAUUGAUCCAUGAAGGAAAGAUGUAAUUUUAAAAUGCGGGAGCUUUUGUUUCCCUAGGAUAUACUGGGUUGGGUCUUUUCUUGGUCUGCUAAAGAAUGCCUCUAUUUGGGAAUUAAAUAGAUGACAUUGAUGGAAUACUGCUCAUAGAACAAAUGGUUUACUUUUUGAACGACCAUGAAAAUGAAAAAACCCGGAAGUAUUCCAGAAUACUAGAAGCAACAGCUCUAAGCUUCUUAAGCAAUAGUAGUGUUGAUGACUCAGACCUCGGUCCUCUAUUUCUGGCAGAAUCUUUAAGCAAACCUCCAAUAACUGAUCGAACUUAUGCCAAGUCUUUUGCAGAUUAUAUAAAGAUCCAUAUAAAACCAGAAAAGGGAGGUAGACGAUUGAGCGCGAAAGCAAAAGAAAUUGUGGCGUUGAGGGCAAAGGAAUUAGAAAAUCAACAGUCGGAGCGUCGGAGUCAGGAAGAGGAAAUCAUGACAUUAGUACAGGAGAAAGUGAGUAGAUUACUCAAUUUAUAGAUCUGGAGAUCUCUGCGGAAUUUUUCUAAAUAUCGAUUUAGAUUUAGAAAAAAAAACCGGCAAAUACGUUUGCAGUGGAUAUUGUUACACGUAUUAAGAUUAAUCAUAUUAAUGGUUCGUUCAAAUACGCAAUUUUAUUUAAAAAAGAAAGUCGGAAAACUCGUUCCGUGCGUUAGUUAUCGUUACACAACUGAAAUUUAUAUUUAUAGUAUAUAUAUAAAAUAAAUAAAGUAUAUAUAAAUAAUAAAGUUUUGUAUAUAUAUAUUCAGAAAACAGUGCUUUAACAUAUAUAUACCAUUGUUCAAGGGUGGCAAAAGUGGGUUAAACAUUGAUAUAUUUAACCACCUAGUUCCACAACAAAAAUUUUGACUAUUUUAGAUCUCCUAAACGAUGGUGUAUAUGUAACUGGACUGUUUACUGAGCCCAUCUCCAUAUGUAUAUAAGUAUAAUUUUGAUAGGAAAGUAUAUACAGUAAUUUUAUCUAAAGAUACAUACAUAUAGCUUAAAAAUAAAUUAUUCAACACUUAAAAUCUAAUUUUCUUAUAGUUUAUACUUUUUUUGACAAUAUUUAAUUUCAAAUUUUUUAGUUCAUUUUUAUUCAAAUUUGUUUUUUUUUUGUCUUUUAUUAAAAUUUUCUAUAUUUUUUUAUUUAUUUAAAACAUUUUAAAAAUAUUUCGUAUUUUUUAUUCGAUUUAGAAAUAAAAUUGUAUACAUUAAUAAUUUGUGACUUAGAUAUUAAAAAAUUUAAUUUAAUCCAAAAAUUAAAAAUCGGUUUAGUGAUAUGCCAGCCAAGGUUAUCACAAAACCAAUAAGUAAUUUGAUUACAAACAUCCAGCCCGAUAAAUUAGAAUUUUGAUCAUAAUUUUACGUUCUUCUUUUCUUAAUUUUUCUACCAUAUUUUGUAUGUUUCAAUUCUUGCAAAAUUAAAAUGAAUGUUAAAAAUAAAAGGAGGGGAUUCCAUCACAUCAAGUCUAAAAAGAAACAUACGUCUUUCGAAAAAUGCUACAAAAUCAGCCAAUUUAAUUAGAAUUUGUUUCUUAUCUUUGAAAAUUGUACAAUAGGAUCAAUUGAAGUGUAAAACUAAAUGCGACAUAUUUUACUUAAGAAACUUAAAAGCAAUACUUGCUAUAAUACUUGUUUGAAUAUCCCGAAAAUCCCUUGGCAAGCUCGAAAUUUCAUCUUCCAUUAAUUUUAUAAGAAGAUUAAAUUGCUUCAUAUUAUAUUAUGAAUUUACUUAUACAACAUCAUAGUUGUGAAAUUAAUAAGUAAUGUGCUUAUUACACUAAUAAUUUAACUUAAUGGAAAUUUCUUCAUGCAACUGCAGAACAGAUGGAUGACGUAAUCAAAGGAACGAGUUAAAGGCAGAAAAAUUAAUUAAAAAAUUUAUGUAUGUAGCAGUCAAUGUUAACAAAUACUUAGUAAUCAUGUGGAUUACAAUAUAAAGCAAUAUAGAGAACAUUUCGUCGGCAAUUUCUUCAUGCCUCUGUAG
Messenger RNA from Condylostylus longicornis, 4657 nucleotides. RefSeq names its product DNA-binding protein SMUBP-2. Gene Ontology annotation, molecular function: zinc ion binding. The record is from RefSeq and is a predicted model, not a curated record. Lineage: Eukaryota; Metazoa; Arthropoda; Insecta; Diptera; Dolichopodidae. The coding region runs from base 139 to 618 and encodes 159 amino acids. The transcript has 2 exons.